AUGUCAACAUCUCAGACAGCCGUCACUCAAUACGUGGACGCAGCAAAUGGAGUCCGUUUCGCAUAUCGACGCAUUGGCGAGAGGGACGGUGUUCCCUUGGUCAUGCACAUGCACUAUCGCGGCAACAUGGACCUGUGGGAUCCUCUGCUUGUCAACACACUGGCCGCAUCCAGAACCGUGAUCAUAUUCGACAAUGCCGGCAUUGGCCGCAGCUCUGGCGAGGUCCCACGAACAUUUCAAGCGUGGGCAGAGGACUUGCUCUGCUUUGUCGAAGCUCUCGGACUCCCCAAAUUUGACCUAUUGGGUUUCUCCAUGGGUGGCUACUGCGUCCAAAUGGCGGCACUGACGGCGCCACAUCUCGUCCGCAAGUUGAUCCUCAGUGGCACGGGCUCAUGGAUACCCUCCGCGGAUCAUGUGGCCGGGGUGGUCUGGCCACGGGAGGAUCCUUCAGCCGAAGCAUUGAGGGUGCUUGAAGAGGCAGAAACACGGGAACAGGGUCUCAAAGCGUUGGAAUUUUCCUUAUUCCCCGACAACGAUCCAGGGCGCAGCGCUUUUAAGCAGUAUUGGGAAAGGGUGCAAGAGAGGACGGCGGAGCCUCUCAGCCUCGAUCUUCUGGAUCGACAUGGUAGUGCAGCGCAGAGACAGUUGGAGACCGCGAUGGACCUGUUCACGAAAAGCCCUCGAACUGUCUUCGACCGGCUAGGUGAACUCAAGAUGCCCGUUCUCGUGGCCAACGGCGAUAAUGAUAUCGUGAUUCCCACGAGUCAAAGCUGGGAGCUCUGA
This is a messenger RNA of Fonsecaea erecta, 783 nucleotides long. RefSeq lists its product as hypothetical. The record is from RefSeq and is a predicted model, not a curated record. The coding region runs from base 1 to 783 and encodes 260 amino acids. Lineage: Eukaryota; Fungi; Ascomycota; Eurotiomycetes; Chaetothyriales; Herpotrichiellaceae. The transcript has 2 exons.